This is a messenger RNA of Truncatella angustata, 2224 nucleotides long. RefSeq lists its product as uncharacterized. The transcript has 2 exons. The record is from RefSeq and is a predicted model, not a curated record. Bases 217 to 1908 code for a protein of 563 amino acids. Lineage: Eukaryota; Fungi; Ascomycota; Sordariomycetes; Amphisphaeriales; Sporocadaceae. Gene Ontology annotation, cellular component: nucleus.
GCAGGAAAUUCACAAGCCGAACCUCAAAUUCACUUUUCCUCUGGAGGGGUCCCUCCCAAAGAAUUGCUCUUCCAAACCAACAGUCGCCGGCUCGGGUCUUCUUGAGAGGUUCCAUUAUGUGACAUUCUGAUCACAUCGGAUCGAGCCGAGUUGAGUCGAAUCGCAUCGAACCCAGUCCAAAACACAUUGACAUCGCCGGCCUGGCCUUCAACAGCCAUGAAGCGAAUGACCCCCGAGUCCGAAGAGUACCCUCCAGCGCAGGUCAAGCGGAGUCGGCGUCUGGCACAAAGCACGCUCAAGGAGACUCAAUUGGUAGAUGAGGUCUAUCCCGACCUUGAUGACGGCGAUGAUGCCAAGGAUUCCGACGUCUCUACGUUCGCUCAUGACGACGACCAUGACGAUGACCGCGACGACGACGACGCCGACAACGUCUCAGCUGCCGGUUCAGCAACUACGCCCUUGACUCCCAUGUCUGGCAUGUCGCCCAGGAAGAAGUUCCCCUCGGAUCUCAAGACCAUCAAAUGCACUUGGUCUGGCUGCGAAAAGGCUUUCAAUCGGCCCGCCCGCCUGACCGCUCAUCUGCGCUCCCACACCAACGAGCGGCCUUUCAAGUGUCCCCACGACGGCUGUGACAAGUCCUACCUCGAGGAGAAACACUUGAAACAGCACCUCGGCGGUUCCCACUCGACUGAGAGAAAACACAUCUGCGAAGAGCCCGACUGUGGCAAGAGUUUCUUGACCAGCACCCGUCUCCGCCGUCAUCAGCUCGUUCACGAGGGCCAGGAACGUUUUCGCUGCCGAGACUUCCCUCCCUGCAACCAAUCUUUCCGCAAACACCAGACUCUACAGCGCCACAUUCGCGCAGAGCACCUCAAGGUCCCCGCCUUCCAGUGCAAGCACGAGGGCUGUAUAGCCGGUUUCGAUACUGCUUCCUCCCUCAGACGCCACACCGAGAAGGAGCACGCCGACAUCAAGUUUUGGUGUGAGGAAUGCAACAAGGACCUGGAAGACAACGCGACGAAUCGCACCGGCUUCCCGACCAUGGAGCAGCUGCAGCAGCACAUGAAGAAGUCGCACAUCAGCUGUACCUUUUGCGACCUCAUCUUCCCCAGCCGAGACGACAUGGAAUCCCACACGGAAUUGGAGCAUGCCAGCCUUGUCCAAGAUGGCCGCAAGAACGUUCUUUGUACACGUGACAACUGCGGCAAGGUCUUCAGCAAGCAAUCCAACCUGCAAGCUCACAUCAAGAGUUUUCAUGAUGGCUACCGCUUCGUCUGCGGCGAGUUUGAUGUAACCAGCGCCAAGGAUCCCAAGAUCGCCAAUUGGCCGUUGAGCGAUGGGUGUAAGGGUGGGUUCGCAACCAAGGCCAGCCUGGAAAAACACAUUCGCCAUGUCCAUCUGGACGUACCAAGAGCAGACCCGCCCGCUAGAUUGAGUCACCAGCCCUCUGCGCCUCAGGACAUGCUUGGCCAACUCACCAACACCAAUGAGAUGGCUCGGCGCACCAUCUGCUGUUCUUGGUUUGGUUGUCCCCUCAAGUUCGUCCAACAGCUUGAGAUGCAGAACCAUCUGCAAACCCACUUCGACCUGAACCUCGGUGCCACACUUGCGCAGGAUUUCAGUAUGCCCAACGUGCCAGCCAUUCCCAACGUUCCCGAUGUCAGCUUCCUCAACUUCGAGAUGGCCUCGCCGUUCCACAGCCAGCAUUCACCGUUUAGUAGCCAGCCAGUUACUCCGGGGUUGGGCGAAGAGUGGGGUUACUCUGCCCCUGCAACACCACAUGUCCCCGAUUACUUCCCAGAGGCCGAACAAGAGUGGCAACAUGAUGAGAUGGAGAUGAGACAACUCAUUGAGCCCAACGAUCUCAAUGGCCUCCUUGAUCCUGCGCUCAGGCACGCAGGAAUGUAAUAAUACCAAGAGGAAACACACCUUUGCAUUAGGCGGCGUUAUGAUUUAAGACGGAAAAGGCAUUUUCACGGCGUAUGAAAACGGUCCGACCGAUACUAGACGGUCAUGAAAAGCCAUGAUACCCUUUGCUUUUCGCUGUAGAUAAAUGGCAAGCGAUUCGGGGACAGUAUAUAGCGAUCAGCUGCAGUAUGGAAUCUGCAUAAGAAUCUGGCAAUCAAAAUUAAACUUGUUAUUCAACAACAGCAGCAGUGUCUGAACCUUCGCUAUUUUGUCGCUUUGACUGUUUAAUUGCUUCCAUAGCCAGACCAGAUCUAUG